UACCAGAAGAAAGGUUUUUGGGGCUUGGCAAUAUUGGAAAUUGGUAGUUACCGCUUUUGGCCGGGUUAUUAGUCACAAUGACGGGCAACCACUGGAGCUACGACAUCCUGAAGCAGCUCGCCAAAGAGGGCGGCACGGACAUCAAUGAGCUGAAGGCCCUGUUCUCAAAUGAGAUCGGGACGCAAAGGAAGUACGACUGCAUCCGCAGUGUGGAGGAUCUCCUCGACUGCCUGGAACGGGCGGAUGAACUGUCCGAAGACAAUGUGGAGCUGUUGCAUAGGAUGUCCAGCAAUCAGCCGAAGCUAAAAGAGGCUCUGAAUGCCUACACACCGCCAGCACCCCGGGAGCCGGUAAAUCGGUACCAGGAACUGCGUCUUGCCGAGGAACUCCGCGAGCAACUGCGGUUUGGCGCACCUCAGGUGGUUCCUGUAUCGGCAGCUACUACUACUGCGCCACCUCCCCCAGCACAGAUGACCACAUCCCCGGCUGCGUUCACGGAACGCAAGCGGGCUGCCGUGUUCAAGAAGAUUUCCGAGGAACUCGGACGCUUCUGGCGCCGCCUGGGCCGGGCGGCGGGCAUUGGCGAGGGGUCGAUGGACAACAUCGAGGAGCGCUUUCCGCACGACCUGAAGUCACAGAUCCUUCGCCUGCUCCAGGUAAUCGAAGAGGAUGACUGCCACGAUCCUAAGCACUUUCUCAUUCGCCUUUGCCGCGCCUUGGGUGAGUGCGGACGCAACGAUCUCCGUAAGAAUGUGGAGCAAAUAAUGUCCUACUAAUGAUCAUCAACUUAAACUUACCUGCGUGAGAGUGAUUGCAAUUUAUCUGAUGGUUUGAUAACGGCAAGGUGAUUCCCCACAGAAAGCUAAGAUAAGCUCAAGCCAAAAACUGUGCCUUUUGUUGUAAUUUCUUCAAAAUAAUCUUUUAAGGCAAACAUCCAAUAUGCUUCCAGAAUUAUUAUUGAUAACAAAGGGAGUUUCCUUUAUGUUUAAUGCGAAUAAUGAAUAAUUUUUUAAAUAAAUCGAUUUAUUAAAA
Messenger RNA from Drosophila kikkawai, 1032 nucleotides. RefSeq names its product fas-associated death domain protein (gene Fadd). Lineage: Eukaryota; Metazoa; Arthropoda; Insecta; Diptera; Drosophilidae. Gene Ontology annotation, biological process: signal transduction. Gene Ontology annotation, molecular function: protein binding. The record is from RefSeq and is a predicted model, not a curated record.